Messenger RNA from Capronia coronata CBS 617.96, 2001 nucleotides. RefSeq lists its product as uncharacterized. Bases 1 to 2001 code for a protein of 666 amino acids. The record is from RefSeq and is a predicted model, not a curated record. The transcript has a single exon. Lineage: Eukaryota; Fungi; Ascomycota; Eurotiomycetes; Chaetothyriales; Herpotrichiellaceae.
AUGGCGAAACUCAUGACCUUCCCUGUCUUUGACGCGAUAGGACCACUUGAACCCUACACUGAUCCUAUGACAAUGUCAGCACUGGACAAACUAUGUCUAAUCCCCUUCAUUGACAGCAUGCGCGGCAAGAUUGUCGACGCGGUGCACAAUCUCCCCGGUGACCUGAAGAAUCUGCCAGCAAUGCCUCCCAUGGUCAUGACUGGAGAGCGAUGCUACAUCACCAACUUGCGACUCUUGCUACGAUACCUGAAGCACGUCAGCAAGGCCUGCCAGCGCCAACAAGCAGACGAAGCGGUCAAAGUCCUCACCAGAUGGCGUACCCUGGUCAAGCGUUCUCACGACCUUGAUGAAGCAUCAGCAGAGAUCCUCCUCAAGCACGACGACGAAGAUUUCGAAUUCCUCCACAAGAAACCCGACACCGAAACCUCAUCCCCGCGAUCGCUUUCAGCCAUCUCAGAGGCUUCCACACUACACAGCAGCCCCAACACAAGCGUUGGAGGUGGCGACAGGGCACAGGGCACUGAGGAUUGUAUCAUCGCAGUUGAUGCAGACAAGAUGACAGCCAAUACAAAGGAACAAUCAGACGAUGACAAUGAGUCCAAGAUCUCUGAGAAUGACGAGCUUGCAGUGGCACACUGGACUGCGCUUUCUACUGCUGAAGGGUGUGAGCAUGUUGGAACCAACAGCACUCGCAGUGUCAGUCGUGCAGGCCAAGACAGUGUCGACAAUAUUGAGCAACCUGACAUGGUCGACGCACAUCAACAUGUGAUGGACUUUGCAGACGAGGGGCUUGAGUUUGAGUUCGACUUUGACUAUCCUUUGGAUCAACCUGAAGUCAAACCGACCGCAGAAGAGCCAGGCAACAACCUCGCCAUGGAAAUUCACGCAGCAAACGUUAAGGAGCACGCCGAUCUCACACACGUCUUCCUGUUCCCUCGCGAGGACGGACCAGAUGCCGCCAAAGGCACUUCAUCUAUCGAAACUACCGAGUCAAGAAAUCAGAAAGUGGGUGAGCCAGUGGAGCAUGAGUCAAGCAACAACACCGCCACCGAAAUCCACGCAGCAAACGUCAAGGAGCACGCCGAUCUCACACAUGUCUUCCUGUUUCCUCGCGAGGAUGGCAACGAAGGGACUCCAAACUUCAAAGUGCCCGACUCAGACAAGCAGGCUGGCUGCCAGAGACUGACUGAAUCAUCCAAUGUUGAGGCAGGAGUCAUCCCCGAAGGAGAUGAAAACAAUUCGAUCGCCGAACUCCACGCUGCCAAUAUCAAGGAACAUGAUGAUCUUGGCCAUGUAUUCCUUUUCCCAAGAGAGGAUGGGCCAGAGGCGCAUGAAGAUAUCGAUGACCAGCACGCACCUGCACCAGGUGUUUCAGUAGUCGACUUUGCAUACGAACAAUCUUCCGAUCUGAUGCCAGAAACGGCUGACGGAGAGCUAUUCGACUUCGACUCCAUGGUCGUCGAGCCUGCUGCUGAGGAAGAAUCAACAUUGAUCUCCGAGACCACGCCGAAGCUUCCAAAGGUGCUUGACCUUGGAAUCGUGUGGGAUGCGAUGCCAGAGAUCGAGUCAGAUAUGGGUGACACUGAAGCUCAUGUCGAAGAGAUUGACUCCGAGCCCUUGUCAAGUGUCGAGAAAGAUCAAGUUCCAGGGAGCAAGCAGGUUGGGAAGACUAACGGGAGUGGAACUCUUGACUCCAAAGACGGUGAACAGGUUGAUGCUGCCAAACACAUCGAAGUCGUUGGCGGCAAAGAGCACGAGGAGACCAAAGACGCUGCCCAAGUCAGUGACGCCAAUCACACUGCGCACGUCGAGAUCAUCGACAUCAAACCAACCGUCACCAGCUCCGAAGCGAGUCCGGAACCACACUGGGCUUGGACAGCCGGCUUCAUGGGUCUGUCAGCCGGUGCAGUCGUCGCUGCUGUGCGCAACCCUCUGUUUGCAUCUGCCUUGUUAUUCGGUGGGAUCGCAUAUGCGAAGUACCGCUUGAACCAGCCUGCAUGA